AUGGCAGACAGAAGUGCUGGCUGCUUCAAAAAAGUAGAACGAAAGAGAGGGCCUUGGACUUUUGAGGAGGAUAUUCGACUCAUUUCUUACAUCACCUUCAAUGGUGAAGGGCGUUGGGAAUUUUUAGCCAAAGCAUCAGGGCUCAACAGGAGUGGUAGGAGCUGCAGGCUGAGAUGGGUCAACUACCUCAGUCCUGAUCUCAAUCACACCAGCAUCACUGCGGAGGAAGAACGUUUGAUCAUUGAUCUCCAUGCUCGAUGGGGAAACAGGUGGUCUCGGAUUGCAGAGAGUUUACCAGGCAGGACAGACAACGGAAUCAAGAAUUAUUGGAAAACCCAUCUCAAGAAAAAAAUUCAACGACAAGAAAAUGGCGAGAGCAAAGCACAUUGUGAGAGUUCAACUCGUUCUUCUGAGGCUCCAAUCGGCCUCGAAAGAGUUGAGAAGGCCGAGGAACAUACUGCAAUUAGUUCGUUUCGAGCAAAUGCAAUUGCAUAUAAGAAUAAUGAAUUUGAAUCUGAAGUCCAAAAUCCAAUCACACCAGCUUUGGCCAACAAAGAAAAUUCAACCGAUUUUCAAUGGAAGAGAACUGAGAAGGCUAAAGAACCAUGUAUGGUCCACAUUACAGAAGCACAACAACAUACCGAAAUUAGUUCGUUUAAUAGAAAUCCAAUUUCAUAUAUGAUUAACGAGUAUGAAUCUCAAGCCCAAAAUUCUUCUACUCUGGAAGGAUAUUCAACCGAUUUAGAUUACAACCUCUCAGGGGAGUUUCUCAGCUCUGAAUUGUAUAGAAAUAGCAAAGUGGGUUAUUCUUUACAUAACAAUCCUUCACCAGAGGCCUUGUCCAAUAAAGAGUUUUACUCUGAUGAAUUAUGGAACCAUAAUUCAUCAGAAUAA
Molecule: messenger RNA, 894 nt
Organism: Cryptomeria japonica (Japanese cedar)
Lineage: Eukaryota; Viridiplantae; Streptophyta; Pinopsida; Cupressales; Cupressaceae
Product: myb-related protein 305-like
Exons: 3
Coding region: 1-894 (297 amino acids)
Biological process (GO): regulation of DNA-templated transcription
Cellular component (GO): nucleus
Molecular function (GO): sequence-specific DNA binding; DNA-binding transcription factor activity
Source: RefSeq, a predicted model, not a curated record